Molecule: messenger RNA, 4080 nt
Organism: Phasianus colchicus (ring-necked pheasant)
Lineage: Eukaryota; Metazoa; Chordata; Aves; Galliformes; Phasianidae
Gene: TIMELESS
Product: timeless circadian regulator
Biological process (GO): replication fork arrest; DNA replication checkpoint signaling; DNA repair
Cellular component (GO): replication fork protection complex
Molecular function (GO): DNA binding
Source: RefSeq, a predicted model, not a curated record
CGGUACCGGGAUCGGGAUCGGGAUCGGGAUCGGGAUCGGGAUCGGGAUCGGGAUCGCCACCCGGACCCGGACCCGGACCCUCAGAGCCGCCCGGUGCCCCGGGACCGGGGUCGGGCCGCUCCGCCCCGCCGGGUUUUGCCCGGCUCCCCGCGCCCGCCCCGCGCUGCAUGGACUGGUACAUGAUGAACUGCGAGCUGCUGGCCACCUGCAGCGCCCUGGGCUACCUGGAGGGCGACGUGUACCACCGCGAACCCGACUGCCUCGAGAGCGUGAAGGAUCUGAUCCGGUACCUCCGGCACGAGGAUGAGAGCCGCGACGUGCGGCAGCAGCUGGGAGCAGCGCAGAUCCUGCAGAACGAUCUGCUGCCGCUGCUCGUUCAGUACCCGCAGGACCGGACGCUUUUCGAUGCCGUCGUCAGGCUGAUGGUGAACCUGACGCAGCCGGCGCUGCUCUGCUUCGGCAAAGUGCCGUCGGACGCCACCGCCCGGCACCACUUCCUGCAGGUGCUGUCCUACCUGCAGGCGUACAAAGAGGCGUUCGCCAGUGAGAAGGUGUUUGGGGUGCUGAGCGAGAAGUUGUACGAAGUGCUGCAGCUGGACUGGGAGCAGAGGCAGGAGGAGGACACGCUGCUGAUCGAGCGGAUCCUGCUGCUGGUGCGCAAUGUGCUGCACGUGCCCCCCGACCCCGCUGCGGAGCAGGGUGUGGAUGGCGAUGCCAGCGUGCACGACCGCGUGCUGUGGGCUCUGCACAUCAGCGGCAUGGAUGACCUGCUCAAGUUCCUGUCCAGCGCGCCAGCUGAGCAGCAGUGGGCUCUGCACGUCCUCGAGAUCAUCUCCCUCAUGUUCCGUGACCAGAGCCCGGAGCAGCUGGCAGCGCUGGGACAGGGGCGGGCAGGCACGGAGUGCGGGGAGGACACGCGGGAGCUGCAGAGUCUGCGGCAGCGGGAGCAGGCAGAGCAGAGAGCACGGGUGCUGCAGCGUCCAUCCAGGCACUCCCGUUUCCGCGGUUCCUAUGUCAUCCAGGGGCUGAAGGCCAUCGGGGAGCACGAUGUUGUCUUCCAUAAGGGGCUGCACAACCUGCAGAGCUACAGCCACGACCUGGGCAAGGAGACGCGCCGGGUGCCGCGGCGUCGCUGGGCCCCCCCUGAGCCAGGACCCCCCCGGCGCUCCGCCCGCAACGUCCGGCUCUUCCUGAGCUGCUUCUGCCAGGACUUUCUGGAGGGCUGCUACAACCGCCUGAUGCUGCUGGUCAAGGACCAAUUGCUGCGGGAGAAGGCACAGCAGCACGAUGAGACGUACUACCUCUGGGCCACUGCCUUCUUCAUGGCCUUCAACCGUGGCCGGGGAUUCCGUGCUGAGCUGGUGUCGGAGACGGUGAGCGUGCGUGCCUUCCACUUCAUCGAGCAGCACCUCACCAACUACUAUGAGAUGGCACUGAUGGACAAGAAGGAGGCGGCCACCUGGGCGCGCAGGAUGCACCUGGCUCUGAAGGCGUACCAGGAGCUGCUGCGCACGGUGCAGGAGAUGGACCGCUCCCCAGAGCCGGCGGUGCGGGACAGCAGUCAGGUCAUCAAGAACCACAUCUUCUAUCUGAUGGAGUACCGGGAGCUGCUCCUCGCGCUCUUUCGGAAGUUCGAUGAGACGAAGCAGCCUCGUGCCUUCCUGCGGGACCUGGUGGAGACGGCGCAUCUCUUCCUGCAAAUGCUGGAGCGCUUCUGUCGCGGCCGCUCCGGCCUCGUGGUGCAGAGCAAACGUGUGAGGAGGAAGAAGAAGCCCCGUGCCCCUGCAGCACCGCAGCCGCCGGGCGCAGCGGAGCUGGAGGAGCUGUGGGCGGCAGUGGCCCAGCAACUCCAGGACUGCCUGCAGGGCACGGUGCCGCUCCCUGAGGACGUGGUGCCUUUUGAUGCUGCCUCGGAGACCCCGGUGGAGGAGCAGCGCGCGGUGGCUCUGCUGCGCAUCCAGGAGUGCCUGCGGGAGGGGAGAGCCCCCCAGGCCCUGCGGCUGCUGCGCUCUGCCAGGGAAGUGUGGCCUGAAGGGGAUGUUUUCGGCCCCCCUGGCGCGGAGCCCCCUGAGGAGACGCAGCUGCUGCGGGAGAUCUGCUUUGCUGCUCUGCCCCGUCCCACACCCUCCCCUGAGGCUGAGGAGCCGGAGGAGCCUGAGGAAGAGGAGGAGGAAGAGGAGGAAGAGGAGGAGGAGGCUGUGCGGGUGUCGGAGAAGGAGUUCAAUUUCAUGGACUACCUGAAGCGGUUUGCCUGCGUGCCCGUGGUCCGUGCCUGCGCGCUGCUGCUGCGGGGCUACGCACAGAACAGCGCCCGCACCAACCACUGUGCUGCACGGCUGCUGCACCGCCUGUCCCGGCAGCUGCGCAUGGAGGCGCUGCUCUUCCAGCUCUCCCUCUUCACCCUCUUCCAACGCCUCCUCAGCGACCCCAGCGCCCACCAGGAGCUGGUGGCCUUGGCCAAGUUUAUCCUGGGUAAGUUCUUCACGCUGGCAGCCACCAACAAGAAGGCAUUCGUGGAGCUGCUCUUCUGGAAGAACGCCACGGCUGUGCGCGAGAUGAGUGAAGGCUACAGCUCCCUGAGGGAUGGGGAGGGGGCUGGAGCAUGCCGGACCCCCGCCUGGAGCCCACAGGAGGAGCAGGCGCUGCGGGAGCUGUUCUGGAAGUAUAAGGAGGCAGAAGGUCAGGACAUCAUUGCCUCCAUCCUGGCGGAGCUGCCUGGCCGCACACGGCGACAAGUGGUGCAGCAGUUGGUGCGCAUGGGGCUGGCGGGCAGCGCCAGGGACUUCCCACGGCCAAGGAAGGGCACCAAUAUUGUGCUGUGGACAGAGGAGCAGGAGCUGGAGCUGGAGCGGCUCUUUGAGGAGUUCAGGGGAUCGGAUGACAUCCUGGGGAACAUCAUGAAGAACCUGACGGCACGGCGCUCACGGGCACGUGUGGUGGAGAAGCUGCUGGCAAUGGGGUUGGUGGCAGAGCGCAAGGAGCUGCACAAGAAGCGCCGGAGGAAGAGCUGCGGCCCCCAAAUGGGUGAGGCAGAUGCUGCAGCGGUUUCAGCCCAUAACAGCUCUGCUGAGGACAGCGAGGAGGAGGAAGAGGAGGAGGAGGAGGAAGAUGAAGCAGAGGAUGACCCCUUGGAGGAGCCCUGGGACCCCAAGGAGGGGACGGGGCUGGCCCUGGUGCAGCGCCUGCAGCAGGAAGGGCUGGAUGGGCCCCUGCGGUGGCUGCAGAACUGCCUGAGGAGGACGGCGCGGGACCGUGAGACGGAAGGGAUGUCCUUCCCAGUGCCCUUGGUGCCGCUCUCAGAGGAGAACGAAGAUGCCAUGGAGAACCGGGGCUUCCGUGCUCUGCUGCGGGAGGUGGGGCUGCGGCCCCCCGCCAACGAGCAGGAGUCCUUCUGGCGCAUCCCUGCUGCCCUCACCCCACAGCAGCUGCGCCGCGCGGCCGCCUCCAUCACCCCCCCGAGCCCUCAGGGACCCCUCCAGGAGCUGCCCCCCCAGGAGCUGCCAGCAGCACCACAGGACCCCGCUGGAGGUGAAGGUGUGGGCUGGGGCCCAGGGAGCAGGGUGAGGGGUGCAGGAACCUCCCCUGAGCCCCUCUGCCCCACAGCAGAGCCGCUGCCAUCCCCGCUGGGAUCGGACUCAGAGAGUGAGGAGCCCCUCACCGUCCCUGCACCAUCAGGCAGCAAACGGCGGCGGCAGCUCGACAGCGAGGAUGAGGAUGGUGACAUGGAGGCAGAGCUGCCCCCCCCGGAUCCCUUGUCAGAAGAGGAUGAGGACCCCCACCCCAUGGGCAGGAGAAAACGCAUCCGCCGCCUUCUGGAGGAGGAGGAGGAGGAGGAGGAAGAUUGAGCCCCCCCAGGACAGCAGUCCCUGCAACGCCCCCACUCUGCUUUCGGGGCUUUUUGUACAGGUUUAUCAGUUCUGGGGGUUCUCUGUGGGUUUUUUAGCUCUUUUUGAAGGCGCAGUGCUUUUCCUUCCCCUGUCCCCAUUUUACCUUUUUGCCGGGGUUUGGGUUUCGGCUUUGUUUGUUUGUUUUUGACACUGUUUUACAUCGGGAACGGCACCAAAUAAAUCAAUACACGAA